AUGCAUUGGCGUAUGAACCAGCAAGAAGGUGUUACAGAAGCUCAGAAGAUGAUGCACCCCCGGAAACAGCUUUCUGGCGAUAUGUCCCAAGUCGCGGACGCUCUGGUGCCGGAUCUUGACGGCAACGGCAGAGCAUACAAUCGCCGCGACUACCAAGAACUUUUCAGUCUGCCUGACGCCAGCGAGACCAGCACUGGCGACAGUGAUGAGAGUGACGAGUCGCUGCCCAGCGUCCUUCACGUAGAGAUGCCGACGAAAAGUCCAGGAAUGGUACCAGUCGCCUACAGUCGCGCCUUGAAUAACCGGAUCAAAGAGCACAUGAUCUCAGAAGGCGGCAGCUACGACAUCCUCAAGUACAAGCCCACAUUCAUACACGAUGUGUUCAUGGCACCAGGUUCACUUUCCAACCUGCUAGGCAAAAGCUCUCCAGAAGACUGCAUCAGAAAAAUGACGCCAGGUCUACUCGCUGGCUUCCACCGCCACGUGCAGCCUACCACUCUCCAGCCAUGCGUGCUGAAAUCAUCCAAAGCACAUGACUACGUCCAGGGCAUCGUAGUCUUCGGCCUCGGCAGAGAGAGCCGCACUCAGUUGCACAAGCACUACAAAGCGUUCGCAAAACGCAAGACUGUGGAGGUCGUUGUUGAGAUUGAAAUCCCAUCACGGCAGAACGCAGGAACUUUCGAGAAGAAGCGGCGCGCAGUGGCUGCACAUGCAUUUCUCUGGCGGGAUAAGCAUGAGCACUUCGAGCCGGAGCGGGUUGGCGACACUUGGACUCUGGAGGAUUACCUGGGUCAAAAUCUUGGGCCCAAGCAGACGGGGCUCCGAAUCUCGCCGACGAUGCGAGGCGACGAGGAUGACGACGGUUACACUGGGCGGGACAUUGUGGAGUAUGAGGUUGAGGCGGAGCAGCGAGAAGUCGUUUUUGGUUCAGCAGGCUCGUUGUCGUAUGAUCGUGCUGAUGCCUUCGCGGGGUGGUAG
This is a messenger RNA of Fulvia fulva, 978 nucleotides long. RefSeq lists its product as uncharacterized. The record is from RefSeq and is a predicted model, not a curated record. The transcript is spliced from 2 exons. NCBI's taxonomy places the organism in Eukaryota, Fungi, Ascomycota, Dothideomycetes, Mycosphaerellales, Mycosphaerellaceae. The coding region runs from base 1 to 978 and encodes 325 amino acids.